AUAAAGUAAUAGAUAUACUUAUUUUAGCUGGUAACAAUUUAGUUUAAGUAUUACACGGCAAAAUCAAAAAGUUAUAUGUCAGAAUACUGAAACAUUCUCCAUAUUGAUUUUUCCAUACUAAUGGCGAAAUUAUCAAAACUAUGCAACGUUUUAAUUUAGUCGACUCAUAACACAGAUGAUCGUCUGCCCCUUUUUGUUUGUAUAGGUAGUAGGUACAACAUUUGUCAAAGUAUAUGUCCAUUGUCCAUUAAAUAAAUAAUUUUAAGUUGAAGGUACUCUCGUCUAAUUAAAUUUUAGCCGUCAAAAUGUCCUAGUAUAAAUUGUUAUUGUCUAGCUAAAUCCAAAUCCGUAGUAGUGCACACUAACGAAACACUGAUUCUUGGGUUAUCGCGGAAAAAUGGCGUUUUCUUUUAGGAAGAUGCUCUCAAACAUUAACUAUUUCAAAAAAUCCGAUGAGAGUCCCAGCAAUGAUCCUAAUCUAAAGAGACGUAGACAUACGUACAUGGUCGAAGAUCCGAUAAUAAAUUUUGAGGAGGCAGAUUCCACUUCGAGGCAGUGCACUAGCUUGAAGCUGCCAGAAUCGUUAAAGAAUUACGCAGCGAAAAAAGGCUCUCUUUCCGAUACAGAUCUAUUAACUCUGAGUGUCGAGGUGCCUACACGAGAGAAGAGGCGUAAAAAGCUCAAGUUGGAUAUUAAGAAAGCCAGCCAAUCUAUGAAUCAACUGAGCACUUACAAUGUUGAAAACACACCGAAGCAUGUUCACUUGGAAUGCAAAAGCUCCGAGGCAUUUUCCGAACGCUUUCGGGGCUUCGAUUUCAAGACUUUAGAUCUGUUCGAUGCUAUGUACGAUGAGAGGGACACUUCAUCUCCGCUAGAAGAGGAAAUAGACAUACAUUCACUAUCAGACCAUUCGGAUACAGAUAUUUCUAUUAAAUCGAGCAAUUCAUCCAUAAAAAUGUGCCGGAAAGUCAACGAGAGCAGCUCUAGUAAUGAUAAAAUUGUACCAUCCACAAGCCUGGAAUCUUUUGGUGAUGUUGAACUCGAAAAGAGUGAAGAAGAAAGAAUAAGACUGCUGUUGAACUAUCAAAUGAAACUAGAUAAAAUGGAAUCCGUUAUGAAAAGGCUGCUGCAUGAAUUCCAAUUCCAUAUUGAAGUUUCCAAAGUAUUCCAUUCCAAAUCCGUUGUGACAGCACUACAGGGGAGUAAUAUACAUAAAACUCUAGAAGACAUCACAAAUAUAGAGAAGAAUGCUAACUGGAACUUCAUUGUUGAGAGAGAAGACGAUCAGACUAAGUACAAACUAAAGAAGCAAUUGCUGUCAAUCAAAUCCUGCAUAGACAACUUUGUCCGUAUAUACCUGAAUAUAGACAAACAGAGGUUGCUAAAGAAGCCCAUACAGAAGACGCACAAGAAGAAAAAGCAUUUUGAUUUUCCUGAUCUGAGAGAUGCCCUGUUGAACCUGUUCUCGCUGCGGAAUGACUCCAUAGAUGAUGAUUCAUCUAAAUGUGAAUGCAAUUGCCAUAAUUCAUCACCGGAUUCCGAUUUAGAGUCAGCAUCAUCCAAAACAGACCAGUCCUUAUUUAUAACAUCAUCGAUCGGGAAUUUUACAUUGGACUGUUCCACACUCACAGCUUACUCGGAGUCCUUGGACCAAGUCAUCAGCUACACCAGCUAUGAAGACUCGAGCUUAUUCAACAGCUUACUCCAGAAGGCGGCCAUUGAAAGAAUAACUUUUUACAUCCAAGUACAUAGCAUCCAAUUAAGCUGUGAACAGAAUGAGUCCAAGAACAUUAUUUUUCAUUGCCCGCCAUGCCAAUAUAUCGAAACCGAAGAAAGUGACUUGCUAUGCCACAUACUGAGUCAAGAGCAUUGUGAGAAGAUACAUUUCCUCUAUAAAACGGCAUACAUUAAAAAAUGCAUGUCGGCUGGUAAGGAGAUACAACCAAGUACAGUCCUAAAUCCCAUGAGAAUGUAUAGAGAUGAGAACAAAAUCGUCUGCUUUGGUGAUGCACUGUACGCUUGCACAUUGUGCUUUGAAAAUCUUAUCAUCGGUGAGUCUGUGUUGAUGGCUCACUGCUCCGAACCCCAACAUAUCAGUAGACGGGAGAAGUUGGGUGAGAUAAUCGAUUAAUUGCAUGUUUAAAUCAAAAUAAUAAUUUAUUUUCCCACAUUAAUGACUUCAAAUUUCACAUCUCUUUAACCAAGUUGCAUGUUACACUAUUACGUUACCUUGACUCUGUCUGUUCUCACCUCGUUGACUGAAUUUGUUAUUUUUUUCCAAACUUCACAUGUCUGGUGCUCAAAUUGCUUAUUUAAAGAUAUUUCAUAUUUAAUGCGUUCCUAUAUCCGGGUUUUUCACGUGCUAAAUUCAAACAGGGUUACUGAUUUCACGUAUUUAUCUAAGUUAUAUUGUCUAGCUGUUAAUCUAACUAGUUUAGUUAUAGAUUCUAGAUGAACUAGGUUUGAAUCGAUCUAGAAAUAAAACGGAUCUCAAAAUCAAGACUGAUCAACAAGAUGUGUUCAAAACUGUUUUUCAUAUUGAAUUAAAAAAAUAAUAGGAUUUCGAAUGUACCUACUAACCACUGUUUUUGCAUUUUCUACAUUUUACAACUUAAAUUAGAAUAAGUUUAAUAAUGUAUUAAUAAGUUAUUAUUGAGGUGGCUUCUACAUAUGUUGAAUCGUCGGCCAUUUUGAUUUCUUUACAAGUAAACUUUGUAUACGAAAAAAAGAUGAUAGUUGUUGUAUCAGGAUAACAGGGUUCACGUUUUUUUUUUUUUUCGAAAAGUCGAAGCCUCACCGUAAGUUAAUUCUCAUAAUCAUUAUUUUAGUAAUAUAUUUUGUAAGAUAUAAUAUAUUUCUGAUUUUUUUCAAAAAAAUCAAGAUACAAGUUAUUAUUUUUUUUUUAUAAUCGCAAAGAUUAUAUUUUCAUUAUUUUUAUGAACAUAUAGAAAAUUGGAAAUUUUGUUUUCAAAUUCGUCAGACGAUCUGGCAUCAAUGUCAUUUAAUAUUAUUUUUUAUAUCAAUAUGGUAAGUUUUUAAUGAUAAUACUAGCGUUAGAAUUAGAAAAUAAAAAUGAUAGUGCACACAGUGUAUGUUAAAGCUUUAAAAUAUUUAGGGGAAGUCUACACGGGUGCAAAAGUUUUUAACUGUGAUUUUUACUGUUAUAACAAAAUUAUAUAAUAGUUUUCCCGGCGAUUUUUAAACCUAUCUUAAUUUCUUCAUCAAAAUUUUGAUAUUCCUCAUUUGCGUUUAAAAAUCGCCGUGUUUUGUGCAAUCUGUGAUCGAGUGUUCAAAAUUACAUAUGUUUUUUUGUAACUCUUUAUAAAAAUGUAUACCAAAUACACUUUUUGAGUCUGUACUUGUUAUUUAAUAUGCCUCUGUACUGUAAGACUGUUACUUUAAAACUAAAAUUCAUUUUUCAAUAAAUGUGUGCAGUUUGGA
This is a messenger RNA of Danaus plexippus (monarch butterfly), 3441 nucleotides long. RefSeq lists its product as uncharacterized. The transcript is spliced from 2 exons. Lineage: Eukaryota; Metazoa; Arthropoda; Insecta; Lepidoptera; Nymphalidae. The coding region runs from base 398 to 2131 and encodes 577 amino acids. The record is from RefSeq and is a predicted model, not a curated record.